This is a messenger RNA of Nematolebias whitei (Rio pearlfish), 1427 nucleotides long. It is a transcript of the gene trim35-13, whose product is annotated as tripartite motif containing 35-13. The transcript is spliced from 6 exons. Gene Ontology annotation, molecular function: protein binding; zinc ion binding. NCBI's taxonomy places the organism in Eukaryota, Metazoa, Chordata, Actinopteri, Cyprinodontiformes, Rivulidae. Bases 5 to 1414 code for a protein of 469 amino acids. The record is from RefSeq and is a predicted model, not a curated record.
AAGUAUGGCCACCAGACGUGCUCGUUCUGAAGAUGACCUUUCCUGUCCAAUUUGUGGACAUAUUCUCAGUCAGCCAGUAAUCCUCACUUGCAGACAUAGAUUUUGCAAAGCCUGUUUAAAAAACAGCUGGGACACACAAGACUGCAAAGAUUCCCACUGCUGUCCUCUGUGCUGGCGACGUUCCUCAAUGGAUCAGAUAGUGGUGAACACCGUGCUGGAGAAGGCCUGUGAAUCCUUUAAAGAAGACAGGAGCAAGAAUGAUCCAGAAACUUGUAAAGAACAUGGAGAAACGCUCACACUCUUCUGUUUGGAGGAUUUGGAGCCUAUUUGUGGUGUGUGCGGCAAAGCAGCUGCACACAAAGGGCACAGACUCUAUCCUGUUGGGGAAGGUGCUCAUGAUUGUAAGGAGGAACUGAAGAGCGCAUUGCUGCCCUUGAAAGAUAAGUUACAGCUGUACAAAAGAGCAAAAACCAUGUGUGAGGAAAUGGCAGAACAUGUCAAGAACCAAGCUAAACACACCGAAUCACAGAUUAAAGAGGAAUUUAAAGAACUUCAUCGAUUCCUGGAGGAACAGGAGGCUGCAAGACUUGCUGCGUUAAAGCUCGAGGAGGAUCAGAAGAACCUGAUGAUUGAUCAGAGGAUUGACGAACUGAGCAACGAGUUGACAUCUCUCUCCAACACUAUAAAAAUAGUGGAACAAGAAAUGAAAAGCCAUGAUAUUUCAUUCCUUAAGAAUUACAAGGAAACAAUUAGAAGAACUUGGCAACGUCCUCUUGACCCACAAAUGAUGUCAGGUGCUCUGAUUGAUGUGGCCAAGCAUUUGGGUUCUCUGAAAUAUAAAGUAUGGGAGAAUAUGAAGAAAAUUAUUCAAUACGCCCCAGUGAUUCUGGAUCCCAACACAGCAGCUAGCUGCUUUAUCCUCUCAGAAGAUCUCACAGUCGUGCAGAACUCCUUGCAGAUUUUCAAGCUGCCAGACAACCCCGAGCGCUUUGACAUUAGCGCAGAGAUGCUUGCUGCAGAGGGCUAUUCCUCUGGACGCCAUAGCUGGGAAGUGGAGGUGAACGGCAACACCUACUGGGUUGUAGGAGUCGCCAGUGAAUCCAUCAACAGAAAGGGCAAGCAUGUGCUGACACCUGCAGAGGGAUUCUGGACUAUAAGAUAUCGUAAUGGCGAGCACAAAGCCUGCACCGCACCAUGGGAGCCACUCAACAUGAGUAAGAAACCAGAAGCUAUUAGAGUGGUUUUGGAUAUGGACCGAGGCAAGGUGACAUUUUAUGACCCCAGAGAAAGAACACCCCUUUACACCUUUGAAAACAUUAUUACCCUCAGAGCCUUCCCCUACUUCUGUACUGCUUGUAAAGAGCAUCCCUUAAAAAUACUAACAACAAAAAUACAUGUAUCAACAGACAGAUAAUUUCACUUGAAGA